UUAUUUUAUAAACUAUAUCAUUUAUUUACAGUAUUUGGAAAAAAUCGUAAACAGUGGUAUAUAAGUUUGUGCAGGUUCAUGAGGUUGUUUUCUGCAUAGUCCCCUAAGAAGCAGCAUCCUAUACUAUGGCUUCAUGGACAAAAAGGAAAGUGAAGGGAGUGCUGUUGGACAUCAGUGGUGUUUUAUUUGAGAGUGGUGCUGGUGUCCCUAUUGACGGAUCAGUGGAGGCGGUACAGAGACUAAAGACUGCUGGUUUAGCGGUGAGGUUUUGUACCAAUGAGACGACCAUGACGCGAGGAAUGCUGACAGAGAAGUUACAUGUGCUGGGAUUCUCCAUGUCAGAGCAGGAAAUAUUCCCCCCAAUCCCUGCCAUCUGUAAAGUCCUACAGAAACGGAACCUCAGGCCACACCUUCUCAUCAAUCCAAAGGUGGCCCCUGAUUUUGACGGAGUCGAUACAUCAGAUCCUAACUGUGUCAUCCUUGGUGAUGCGACAACAGAAUUCAACUACCACAAUCUCAACAAGGCAUUCCAGGCCUUAGUGGCAAUGAAGGAACCAGUUUUGUUCUCUCUGGGAAUGGGGAGGUUUUAUCGAGAACAAGGGGAACUACUUCUGGAUGUAGGACCUUUUACUAAGGCUCUAGAGUUUGCAGCUGAUGUGAAGGCAGAGGUUGUAGGAAAGCCCUCACAGACUUUUUUCACUUCCGUUUUAGAGGACAUGGAUGUUAGUGCUGACAAUGUUGUGAUGGUGGGUGACGAUAUUGUCAGUGACGUGGGCGGAGCUCAGUCCUGUGGCAUGCUGGGAAUCCAAGUCCGCACCGGCAAAUUCAGGCCUCAGGAUGAGGAACAUCCCACUGUAAAACCUGAUGCAUUUGCGGACAAUCUAUUGGCUGCAGUGGAUCUCAUUUUAGAAGCAUCCAAAUAGUAAACCAAGGAAAAUAAGUCUUCCUGAAAUUGUGCCAUCUCUAAUUAUCCAAUAUCUACAAGAAUAUAUUACAUCAUUAAAUAAAAUUUGUAUGACAUUGUUUAUGUUUAAGUGAGUAAUAUACAUAUGUAUGAUAUGCUUUUGAAAUCAUGUUUUUGAGUAUGUAUAAUAUUAGAGGAAUUUAAUAUUAGCUUCCUCCUGAUUUUGGCAUUUAGCGAUGGUUUAAAUAAAACUAAAAAUAGUGAUGCUAAUAAUUCAAUCCAAAAUAUUUUCCAAUAGAAUAAAAGAUUAUCCUUAUAAAAGUGCUGAAAAAUGAUUAUGCUUAUAAUAAUUGUCUACUUUUAGGAUAAAAUCAAAAAUAGAUUAGGCUUAUUAAAAUUCCGCUGUGUUUGAAUUAAUGUUUUGCAAAUAUUAAAUAUUUUCCUUUACAAAAUGAAAUCUCUAAAUGUGCAGGUCUCUAAUAUAUUACUUGUAAUAAGGUAUAUGCAUGUACAAACAUUUUCUUAGCUGCAUGACACCUAUUUCUAUGCAUACCAGAUAUGUAUGUUGACUUAUAUAUAUGGCAUAUUGAUACAGUACAUAGGUCUUCAACUGUACUGAAUCUGGCUGUAGGCAAAUCAGGCAUAAAACAUCUUAUGUAUUACAUGUAU
Messenger RNA from Saccostrea cuccullata (small rock oyster), 1573 nucleotides. Its product is annotated as phospholysine phosphohistidine inorganic pyrophosphate phosphatase-like. Bases 126 to 923 code for a protein of 265 amino acids. Gene Ontology annotation, molecular function: inorganic diphosphate phosphatase activity; phosphatase activity. NCBI's taxonomy places the organism in Eukaryota, Metazoa, Mollusca, Bivalvia, Ostreida, Ostreidae. Gene Ontology annotation, cellular component: cytosol. Gene Ontology annotation, biological process: dephosphorylation. The transcript has 7 exons. The record is from RefSeq and is a predicted model, not a curated record.